CUUCGAGACUAUAAAAAGAUUCAUGACAAGACAAGUUCGGUUCUACGCCUCCCAUGAUCUCCAGAUGACUCUAGAACACAACUAUUCAAAGGCAAACCUUACACGACCGGACUUGAGUAGACCUGGGCUUGAAUCCUUUGCAGCAUACUAUAUCUUUGACAACCCAGUCUCAGUCAUCUAUCUGAAUCAUAACAACGAAAAGCGUCUAAUGUUUGUAGAUGAAAUUAACAAGUAUUGUGACGGAACUCUGAAGAUCAUCCAGGAGCAGCUUCGAUCAAAGAAAGAAGAACUUGGUCAGAAAUCAACCGAAGCCUCUAAAGAAGAACUGAAGGAACUACAUAGAAUUGACAACAUCCUACAGGCCAUCGAGAAGCAACUUGAUAGAAGAAGAUCACUCAGAAAUUAUGAGCACGCGUUGAACCUACGCAAACACUACUUCAAUGCUCAGAAGUAAAAAUAACCAGCAGGACGUCACUUGAUCACAAAGGGGGAGAUUGUUAGAACUUUUAUUGUGAGUCAAGUUUGUCUCUGUAAUGUCUUGUUUAAUAAAGUAGACUAGAUAUACCAUUUAUGGUAUUAGAUUAGUAAUCAUUUUGUAAUAAAUGGGUUAAAGGGAAUAAGGCUCAAAAAGGCCUUGGCCCAAAUCCCAAGGUUUACCUAAUUCGGUAACCUGUAAAGCGCCUAUAAAUAUGCGCGUUUUGUACAGGUUCCGAUAUCGAUUAAUACACUCUAGCCUUACGCUGCCAAAAUUGUUCUCGAUACAAUAGAAAGAAAGUUUUCUCUGUUCUCGAUAAUCUCUAUAUCAUUCUGUGAAAUCUUUCUUCUCUGUUUAUCGAUGAUGUCCAUCUAGCUGAAUGUUAGUCUGCAUAAACUGGGACCAACAAGAAGAAAGGAGACUUGUCAUGAAAAAUGCUGAUGCAAAUUGGCUUCCCAAUUCUGGAAGAGUUUAGCAAACUGGCAGUAGGCAGAAAUCUAGAAAAGAAUUUCAGAUUGAAAACAAGUACUGGGAAAAUUGAGAGCCAAUCAUCCAGUGUGAUACAAUCACAGCCUUCUAUCAGCAAACGAAUGCGCAAGGAUUUGGUGGAUAAACCUGAGUAGCUUAGCAGUCCGGAGUAAAACCAUAUUUAGACUACAGAGUGCAUCAUUGUAUAUAGAAGUAGCUAGUAAACCCAUGUGUUGUUCUGCUAGGUGUUCAAUACAUGUUUUGAUAUUAUUAGCUGUGGUGCAUAGUACCGUCUUUACUACGGGUUUCGUCGAGUUGGAUAUGCAAUGUUGCUAUGUUAUGAAAAUUUGGGUUGAUGCUAUUUGUCAGGUUGACCCCUUUCCACCAAAAAAUCAAAAAUCAAAAUCCCCAAGUCUGAACUUAUACAUAUACACGUAUUCAUUUAUAAACAACCCAUGACAACAAUAUAUACAUAUAUAGUAAUCAUAGUAUGUCUAACUUACGUUAGUCACCCAACAAUCAUACAAAUCAACAACAAGCUAAGGAUUUACAAAAAAAAACCUAAACCGAAUUUUCUUUUUUCUUUGCUUUUUAUAUCAGAUGAAUAAAGCCAUACUAAAAUACUACGGAGUAACAUUUACUGGACUAAUUGAUAGCUAACACCACAAACUGCUGAAUAUUUGUUUAUUAAUAACAGAUUUCUGAUAAAACAAUCAGAAAUCUGUCAGAUGGCAUUACAUUUAAAGGUUUUCCUUUUAACUUUUCUCUCUCAUUGAAUAGCAUUCUUAAAUUAAAUUUGACGUAUACUUUGGGAUGGGUGGGGUGCAGUACAUUUUCAAAUUGCACUUUAUGAACACAAGUUAUCAAUUUUAUAUAAAACGAGAUAGAGCUAACAAGCAAGGAUGAGAAAUUACACAUAUACAGA
This is a messenger RNA of Cuscuta epithymum, 1868 nucleotides long. The record is from the annotation of a GenBank genome assembly. NCBI's taxonomy places the organism in Eukaryota, Viridiplantae, Streptophyta, Magnoliopsida, Solanales, Convolvulaceae.